This is a messenger RNA of Pyrus x bretschneideri (Chinese white pear), 438 nucleotides long. RefSeq lists its product as uncharacterized. The record is from RefSeq and is a predicted model, not a curated record. NCBI's taxonomy places the organism in Eukaryota, Viridiplantae, Streptophyta, Magnoliopsida, Rosales, Rosaceae. The transcript has a single exon. Bases 1 to 438 code for a protein of 145 amino acids.
AUGGAUUAUUGCAAGCCCAUAAGCAUGCCAGUAGAGUGCAGAGUCAAACUAACCAAGCAUGACAAAGGAGAAAGCGUAGAUCCAACAUUUUUCAAAAGUCUAGUUGGAAGCUUACGCUACUUGACUUGCAUAAGACCAGAUAUUCCCUAUGUCGUCGGAUUAGUCAGUCGCUACAUGGAGAAUCCCACAACUACACAUUUGAAGACCACCAAAAGAAUUCUUCGAUACCUUAAAGUUACUGUUAACUUUGGCUUGUUCUAUUCAAGUUCUGAUAACUACAAACUUGCUAGAUAUAGCGACAGUGAUUGGGCAGGAGAUUCCGACGAUAGAAAAAGCACUACUGGAUUUGUGUUCUUUAUGGGAGACGCUGCAUUCACACAUGGAUGUCGAAGAAGCAACCGAUUGUCAUUCUUUCUACCUGCAAAGCUGAAUACGUAG